Messenger RNA from Dalotia coriaria, 990 nucleotides. RefSeq names its product splicing factor C9orf78 homolog. NCBI's taxonomy places the organism in Eukaryota, Metazoa, Arthropoda, Insecta, Coleoptera, Staphylinidae. The coding region runs from base 101 to 961 and encodes 286 amino acids. Gene Ontology annotation, cellular component: spliceosomal complex. The transcript has 4 exons. The record is from RefSeq and is a predicted model, not a curated record. Gene Ontology annotation, biological process: mRNA splicing, via spliceosome.
UGAUGUUAUCACUGCACUACAGCAUAAACAAGAACAUAACCCAAUAGUUUUCAUAAAAUAUUGAUUUUAUUUUAUUUAUAAACCUAAAUAAACAAUUAAAAUGAGUGAAACGCAUGAAACUAUUAAUGAUGAUGAUGUAAAAGUUGAAAUUAAGUUUAAAAAGCGCGGGAAUAAAAAUCUACGACGAAAAAUCAAAGAAGAUUCAGAAGAUGACGAAGAUGAAGUCAGACCACAAAUUGAUGAUUUGAAAGAAAUACAAAAUCUUAGGAAAAGACAAAAUGGAGUCAGUCUUGUAGGAUUAGCUCUAGGUACAAAACUAAACAAGGAAGAAGAAAAUAAAAACACUGCACAUACUGGUGGAAUGGUAAACAUGCAUGCACUGAAAACAGGCAAACUGAAAACCAAUGAUGAGUAUGACACUGGAAUAGGCACACAAUUCUCAGUUGAGACCAACAAGCGAGAUGAAGAUGAAGAAAUGAUGAAAUACAUUGAAGACCAGCUGACAAAACGCAAAGGUGGCGUUUCAGAUGGAACUCCAGAUGCAAAAGAUGAUCAUUUAAUGUACAAAAGUCCAGAAGAAGCUGCUUUACAAGCUGUGCCCAAACAUCUAAGAGAAUCAUCUGCACAGAGAUCAGAAGAAAUGUUAUCCAAUCAAAUGCUGAGUGGUAUUCCAGAAGUAGAUCUUGGAAUUGAAGCAAAAAUUCGAAAUAUUGAAGCCACAGAAGACGCGAAACUGAAAUUACUGAGAGAAAGCUUGCAGAAAAAAGAUGGACCAUCACAGUUUGUUCCAAGUAACAUGGCUGUUAAUUUUAUACAACAUAACAGAUUUAGCGUCGAUGACGCGCAGAAGAAACGAAAACAACAGCAACAAAACGAUUCCAAUAAAGAAAAAGGUAAACCGGACAAAGCCACGGACGAUUUUCAUUAUGAACGAUUCAAAAAACAAUUCAGAAAGCACUAAAUUAAUAAAUAUAAUUUAUAUCUUUUAAA